AAAAUCUGUUUCGUCGUUCUUCCUCGCUCCGCGCCGUCGUCGCAUCAUCAUCUCCGAAGCUCAAAGCAAAGCUUCUUCGAUCUUCCUUGUUUCCCCCCCCCCCAAAAAGCAGAAUGGCUACAGCUACGUAUCCGCCGCCUCCUCCCUAUUACAGACUCUACAAGGAUUACUCUGAAAACCCUAACACAGCUCCCCAACCUCCGCCUCCGAUCGAAGGAACCUACAUUUGUUUCGGUGGCAAUUACACUACAGAGGAUGUUCUUCCAAGCUUAGAAGAGCAAGGAGUGCCACAGCUUUAUCCUAAAGACUCUAAUGUUGAUUACAAGAAGGAACUCAGGUCUCUGAAUAGAGAAUUGCAGUUACAUAUACUGGAGCUUGCUGAUGUUCUCGUUGAGAGGCCUUCUCAGUAUGCAAAGAGGAUUGGUGACAUUUCUUCUAUCUUCAAGAAUUUGCAUCACCUUCUCAAUUCCUUGAGGCCUCACCAGGCGAGAGCAACGCUUAUUCACAUUAUGGAGCUUCAGAUCCAACAGAGGAAGCAAGCUGUGGAGGACAUUAAGAGGAGGAGAGAAGAAGCACAAAGACUUCUAAAGGAUGCUUUCGUCACUUUAGAUGGACAAUAGAGUUCUUACCCGUUUUAUGUAAAACCUAUCACUGUUUGACCCUCUCAAGCUUUUUUUCUUUAGAAAAAAAAAUUGUUUACAGCACAAGACUAAGUAGAUACAAUGUACCAGGAUUGUAAACCAAAGUUAUGGGAACUUUUCUCAUGAUGUUAUAAAAUACUUAACAUCGCA
Molecule: messenger RNA, 791 nt
Organism: Raphanus sativus (radish)
Lineage: Eukaryota; Viridiplantae; Streptophyta; Magnoliopsida; Brassicales; Brassicaceae
Product: mediator of RNA polymerase II transcription subunit 7a
Exons: 6
Coding region: 114-620 (168 amino acids)
Biological process (GO): regulation of transcription by RNA polymerase II
Cellular component (GO): core mediator complex; mediator complex
Molecular function (GO): transcription coregulator activity
Source: RefSeq, a predicted model, not a curated record